Orbilia oligospora ATCC 24927 is the source of this 1176-nucleotide messenger RNA. RefSeq lists its product as uncharacterized. The transcript has 2 exons. The record is from RefSeq and is a predicted model, not a curated record. NCBI's taxonomy places the organism in Eukaryota, Fungi, Ascomycota, Orbiliomycetes, Orbiliales, Orbiliaceae. The coding region runs from base 1 to 1176 and encodes 391 amino acids.
AUGUCGAGUCUCGAUGGAUUCCUAGAGCUUGAAAAACACUACCAAAUGGAUCAAGAAGGAGGAAAGAGAAGGAUACUGAUGAGCGGAGAAGCUUUGAAAGGAUGCCCAGAUUGUCGGCGCCCUUUCCGAGAUAUUGACCGGUAUAACAGAGUUUUUAAGUCCGUUCUUCUUGACGAGUUGACGAGGAGAUUUGUAGCUCGAUCAGCAUCAGAAUAUGCUGGCCUCAUGGAAAAGCUCGAGGAGUUCGAAUCCGGCAUUGAAAGGGGGCGAGAUGGACUCCUAGAGCAGUUCUCAGGAGAGAAGCCGGAUCAAGCCCGUGUCUUGUUGAACGACUACAAAAAGAAAGGCCGCCAUAUCCAACGCCUAAUCCGUGACUUCAACACCUCUGUCUUAGAAACGGAACAACCGUUGACCAAGGUGAACGACUUAUACAAUGCUGCACUUGCAAAACGUGGCAGCGCCGAAGAAGGACAAUCAUUCGAUUUUGAUAAAGCGAGGAUCCAGACCGGGCUGACAUACCGAGGGAAGUGUCUAGAUGCCAAGGCCAAAUGGGUUAUCCUCUCUGAUUGGCAGAUCAUAUCGACCCUCAACAGCGUUCCCUUAUCCAUCAAACGCUCUCUCCGCGAUUCAAUUGAUACCGAGGUGAAGAAAGCGAUUAAAGAUACAAGCAGCCUUCGGGAGCAGUGUCAGGAAGCGCAUCUACACCACCAAGAAGUCGAAGCUCGAGUUUAUCAUGCACACUUUUCUGUUCUCAGCAUGCUCAUCGACAAGGUGAGAGAGGUGAGGACUGAUGCGACGGUUGAAGCUGCUGUCAAAAAGAAAGAGCUCAAUAGCUUAAAUGAAUGCGACAAACUUUGCAAAGAGUACCCCGGUACCCUAGGCCGACUUCAAAAUAUCGUUGAGGUAGCGAGGAGGGCGGUUAACGGUCAGGUGUUUUACUCAAAAGUUACUAGUGAAGAAGAGAUGAUGGUUAUUAGAGCCAUGGCGGAAGAAUUUCUUGGAAGUGGACACUGGUACUACUGUGUCAAUGGUCAUCCGUUUACGGUUGGGGACUGUGGUAUGCCUAUGCAGCUUGCCAGAUGCCCUGAAUGUGGCCAGCAGAUCGGUGGUCAGGAUCAUAUUGCUGCUGAGGGAGUCAGACUAGCAUCGGAGUUUGAGACGAGGAAUAAUAACUAG